AUGGCAGACCCUAUUUCGAUCAUUGGGACAGCAGGCGCACUGGCGAAUAUUGUCCAACCCGCGACCGAAACGAUCACGGCGAUUCGCGACCUACGAAGUGAUUGGAAAAAUGCGGAUCUUACAUUCCUGAGUAUUACGGGUCAACUAUCCGCCUUGCGUCUCGCGUUGACAAAGAUCGAAGAAUGGAUGGCCCUCGACCCUGCCGCACAUCACCAGCUGGUCAUGGAUUUGGACGAUUCGAUCAGAUGCUGCAACAUCCUUCUCACAAAGUUGCAAGAGCUCGUGGGUAGCCUUGAAAGGAAGCAAAGCAACAACGCUCUCCACUUUCAGAGCAGGAUUAGGCUGGUCUUCGGCAAGAGAGAUAUCGGGGACAUUCAGAACUUAUUGGAACACCAUACAAACGCCCUCAAUUUGUUACUGACCGCGUGUAAUUGGUCUGUAACCCUCCAAGACUUGACCCUGAAAAGGGCAAUGUGUGAGCUAAUCUUGGGACUUCCUAAGCAAAACUGGGGCGAACAGCAUGCGUUCCUUACGCGAUCGAGUAGCCGCAGUGUUUUCCGCCAGACGAAGCUUGACACGGCUUCAUUGAGGGCUCAAUAUGACGGGGGUCCCAUCACAACCCGGUUAACGGAUACCCUCUCAAGGCUUUCACUGACAUUCUCCUUCGACCGCGAAGUCUUUGCUUCCAACGUAUACGAGCGAUUCUUUCGACAGCUGACAAAGAGCGCCUAUAACCAGUCCGAAAACUACACGCCGCCUGCUAAGCAAGAAAUAUCGGUGGGGGAUGAAUGGCUGUCACUCCACUAG
This is a messenger RNA of Aspergillus calidoustus, 807 nucleotides long. The record is from the annotation of a GenBank genome assembly. NCBI's taxonomy places the organism in Eukaryota, Fungi, Ascomycota, Eurotiomycetes, Eurotiales, Aspergillaceae.